Molecule: messenger RNA, 1799 nt
Organism: Propithecus coquereli (Coquerel's sifaka)
Lineage: Eukaryota; Metazoa; Chordata; Mammalia; Primates; Indriidae
Exons: 1
Coding region: 14-1162 (382 amino acids)
Source: RefSeq, a predicted model, not a curated record
AGGCUCUACAAGAAUGUUGACAGGGACCUGUUUCAUCACCCCUAAUCCCAAGAACCCUUGGCCCCAGCCACCUGCAGCCAAAGCACUAACAGGGACAGAACCUUUGAUCCACAUCCCACACAGCAAUAGGGCUGUCACUGUAGCUGCCACUUUUUUAUACUAUGUAGAGAAAAGACCUGUUAGAGAGUCGAGGUCCCAAGCAGCUAAUGUCUCUGUCACAUGGGAAUGGGUACUUGAUGGCAGAGAGAAGCUUGAGGUUGGCUGCCUUUCAGCUACACUUCUCACUCGGGUGCACCCCCUUCCACUCAGCAUGCCAUGUCUCGAACACUGGGUGUUAUUUACCAUGCUGGAUGCCAGCUCAGCAGCCCCUCACCUGUCUCUAUUACCCUCACAGCUGGUCUCUCUGACCACCAGUGUGGUAGGGGGAGGGCAGAUGCUGAUGCUGGAAGCUGAUCUAGAGAAAGAGACGCACAGACAGGGUGGCUGGGACAGGGCCUGGUACCCAGGUGCUGGGAUCUGGCUUGCAGUCUGGCCCAGUUCAGAGGAAGUUGCAGAGCCCAGGGGUGAGGGGUGCUGUAGCCCUGGAUUGUCUCAGGGUCCCAAUCCCAGGGCAGGGUGUGCUUGGAAGCAAGAGCUGCUGUGGAAACCCAGCUUCAGUCUGCAGGUCCCAAGUCCCCCCAGUUCCUCACUUCAGCGGGGCUCCCUCACUGCCCAGAACCCACCUUACUGCAUGGGCCUUGCUGAUCACACAGAUGACCCAGACCCCAAGAGCAGAGGCUCAGCUGACUGGGGACCCACAGGGACAGCACUGUGGCCACAGCCCCCAGGCCUCAGAGAGGACACCUUGGCACUGCCAGGGGCUGUGGUCACUGGGUGGGUGCCAGAGCCUGCAGCUGGAGCUGGGCUGCAUCUCCAGGUCUGGUUCAAGAGGGUCAGGAAGCCUCUUCACCUGCGGUUUCACUGGCCCUUUGAGAUUUCCUCUCUCAACAUCACCUCAGAGGACCAAGGAGGAAACACAAGAAUUAAGACUAUACCAGUGUUCUGCCUCCAGCCACACCACUUCCUCCUCCAGGCGCAGCUACAGCUCCAGGGUUUAAGCCAGCCAUGCCUCCCAGACAGCAUAACCAACUCGACAGGGGUGCCCAGGUUCACUGGGAACUGAAGAAAGGUGCUCCUUCCCCUACCCCCUGGAGCCCUCUCACCUAGCCUUAGAAGUCUCAGGAAGAUGGACCAUUUGCCUGCUGGGGUUAAUUCACAGUGGGAGGCUUGGCUGUGGUCACGGCAACGGAGCCUGUAGGAAGCCUUCUUGUGUGAGUGGGAGUUAGACUGAGCACAGGCUUGGGUCUACUGCUCCCCAGCCUCCCAGCCACCAGCCGGGCACUCCAGGGGAUCAACUUGCUCAAGUGUGUCUCUAAGAACGGCCCUGAGCAUCACCACCCCCAAUUCCAUCAAGUGCAUUUCUAGAAUCAGAGCGAAUUUCCUUAUUUAUUAUCACCCUUGCCUUUCCCCUCUUCAUCCUGAUCCCACUGUGCUUUGAAGAGACCCCAGCAACUAAAAACCAUCCUCCAGAAGCCAAGACCAAGCCUGGAUCUCCCUCAGCUUCCCCUCUGCUUCUGGGAGAAAGUUCGCUGUAAAAAUACCCUUCUGGCUUCUUGUUUAUACGGAGACUAUAGAACUCAGUGGGGAAACAGCAAUCUUUUGUGCACCAAAGCUGCUUCUGAAGCAGAAAGCAGUGGGGCUCUUGGUGUUUCAUGCUGCCUUAUUUAUAUUAAAGGAAGAAUUAAAUCUUGCAAGGAGUA